CCAACACAAAGCCGACAGUACGUUAGGCGAUGGCCACAAUGAUGGCAGACACAGUCGACACGCAGAUGUCCGACUAUGACAUGGACAUGCUUAUGCAAUCCGCGUCUAACGAAGUUCUCGCAGAUGCCAGCAUGGACCACGACGGGCACGACGAUGACGCAGUUUCCGUCGAGGUUGACAUGGAACACUACGAUGAACAGCAAUACGAGUACGACAUGGAAGAUGCUGAUCACGCAGAAGAGCACUAUUCGGAACAUAUUGAUGCUGAAGUACACGAUGCUCCUCCCAUGCAUCCCUUUCCAGAUAUGCCACAAUCAACUUUUCCCCCGUCGAUCAAUCCUUCGCCCCACCUUGGAGCAACACUCUCCCCAGAACAUCCAGACAUCCCACUAGAAGAAUCUCUCCCAGUGGAAAUUCCGCAGAGCACUGAGAAUCUCCUGAUCCUCGACCAUGUUCCCUCUGCGUCGUCCGACUCUGUAGAACUUGAACUCGCACAUUCUGAGCUUCCUACGGAUUUACCCACAAGUGGAGAAGAUAAUUCACAUAACGAAGUGCCGGUCUAUGGGGAACACUCUGAGGUCCUCUCGAACCCGCUCCCUCAUGUGGAAGAACCUGCUGACACCUCGCACGCAUCAAAUCCUUGGCACCUUUCAAGCGAGGAACACAAUGAGGAACACCCUGAAGAGCCUGCGCAAAACUCCAACGUUCCAGUUCCACCCGAAGAACAUGUCGUUCCUGGUAGUGCCUCUCACGAAGAGGUAACCACUGAGGAACAGGCUCAAGAUGGCGGAGACCCGCAUGAAAUAUCUGAGGGUGUCUACAUAGACCCUCCUCCUCCAGUGAUACUGAGCAUAGAGGGAUAUGAGACUGGUUAUACCCUCUUCAAUCAGGCAGUGGCUGACGCUGACAACUCCCAAACUCAAACGCAGUCCCAGUCUCAGUUGCAAGAUAGUUCGACUGAAUCUGAUCCAUCGGUGAUAUUGCAUCAGCAGCCAACGCUCUACUACGAGCCUCUGAGCACUGUUGUUUCUGCUCUGCGGGAAUGUUACUCUCAAACUAUCCUUGCGCCCCUUGUUCGGGGUGGCGCCGAACUAGUAGUAGAUGUUCCAGUGCUUGAGCUCUCCGUUUCUGAGGAUAAUGUAUACAUUCGGGAGAUUACACUUCACGACCUUAACAUACUCCAUGACUUCCGCGAUGGUAACGAAGGUGAACUUCUUCAUAUUCACCUCCGAGCUGCACCAGGUCCUCGGUUUGUUGCACGCUACCAUGCUUUGAGGGAGCAAGUAGCUCGGCUAGGGCUUGAGGCCGAAACCGAAGUUGAGAAUGCCGCUGCUGCAGUCGACGAUAGUGGUGAGGAGGAGGGUACUGAGGGCUCAAGUGAUCAUCAGGAAGGUGAAACCGAGCGCGAUAAUCGUCGCGAUAAACCCGAUGAGCAUCCUUAUCAGCGUGCAGAGGAUGAUCACGAGCAUGGUGUUUCUUUGGAUACGCCAAAGACUUCCCUGCCACCUGCUUUACAAAGUUCAGACAACUUUCAAUUGUCUGAUGACGCUGCUUAUCAUCCGGUGCAUAAUGACCACAACACAGCGGAAGCCCUUGAAAACGAAGGCGACUAUGUUGAACAAGUACCCGAUAAUGCCGAAGACCAUCAGGCUGUUGAAGACUUUAGUGUAGAACAAGCCGCUGAAGCAGGCUCGCACACGGAAGAUCAAACGGGUACUGUUGAGCCUCGGGCUGAGGGUAACCGCGAUGAUCUGGAUGCCGCCGUGCAGCUGGUCGAUCAAACUGCAGGCCUGCAGCACACUAAUGGGCAGCAGUACGGCGGCGAACAUGCCGAGUAUGAAGAUAAUGUCGCUCCAGAAGAGUACGAGGAGGAUGGUGUCAGUGCCAGCGUUGAAGGUGUUAACGGAGGAGUAGCCGAUGAUGAUGAAAAGGUCGAAGAGCAUGCAGCCGGCGCUUCCACGACAGAAGGUGUUUCCACAGAAGAAACCAGCGUCCCGUCGACAGCAGUAGAUGAGACUCAGAUUCCGCUUCCUGGCACCGACGCUGACGAUGAUGAGGAUUAUGGGGAGGAGGGGAAUCUUGGAACUUAUUACGAUCCAAUAGUAGUCAAUGCUGCUGAGGAACUGCAGGAUGCAGAGGAUCAAUCUUCGGCAAACAUCAAGUCGGGUGGCGCCAAGAGUGAUGGUUUGACCAGCAGAGAAUUCGCUAUUUCCGCGGAUGAAUCGGAUUCCAACUUUGUAGCAUUGUUGGAGAGGGAAGCUGACGAAGCUGCAGAAUUGAACCAGGCCGCCGAGAAUCAGUUAUUUGGUGAUGCUUUAGACGAUGCCCCAGAUGAAGGCGCCAACGAGGCCGAUGAGGCGUCGCAAGAAGGUUUAGAACAGGUUGACAACGCUGAGGAUCAGCCUUGGGAUGACUCCGACGCAGAUGGCGAAGAAGACUGGGGAGAUGAGGAUGCUGAUGAGGGCGAGGCCGAUCCUCCAGAUGCUGACUCUCCCGGAGAUGCUUCCUCCAGCCAGAGUUCUGGGACUCUUUCUAGCGCUGGUCAACUGGCACGAACAGCAUCACCCUUAAAAAGUAAACGGACUUAUGAUGAAGUUGACUAUGAAGACGAAGAGCUGAUAGAGGCUGACGAUGAACCGCUGAGUUCACCUGAUACAAAACGCCCUCGCGUCCAGUGACGCACUAGGAUGUCUUAAAACUCAAUGUGCCUCGCUCGGCCUACUCGGACACGCUGUCAGUUGUCCGUAUCGAUUUCUCGGCUCCCGAUCAGUGGCAAAAUCCCAUUUUACCCCUCACUUUGGAACUAUUGACAAAAGGCUAAGUUGAACGUCUCACGGUCAAGGAUUUCAUGGUCUCAUGCAUCCUCUUCUUCCUUAAUUUUAUCAACUCGUAUUGUUGUUUUGGCUGAUUAUUUUCAUCCUGUUGCUACUAAUGUUUCUAGCAAACCCGAGGAGCCUGUUGGGUUAGGGAUUAACAGGGAAGACCUGGGAUGUGGUCAUGAAGAUCACUAUGCUUGCAUGUCAUGUAGUUUUCUGUGAGAUGCUGUCGGGCUGAAUAGAAUGUAACUGUAAUACAAAAAAAAAUCGGAUAGUGCAUUAGUAUGAGUACAUAGCUGCAAUUCAAACAGCAUAGUAUCCC
Molecule: messenger RNA, 3138 nt
Organism: Coniophora puteana RWD-64-598 SS2
Lineage: Eukaryota; Fungi; Basidiomycota; Agaricomycetes; Boletales; Coniophoraceae
Exons: 7
Coding region: 30-2678 (882 amino acids)
Source: RefSeq, a predicted model, not a curated record